Molecule: messenger RNA, 3093 nt
Organism: Papilio xuthus (Asian swallowtail)
Lineage: Eukaryota; Metazoa; Arthropoda; Insecta; Lepidoptera; Papilionidae
Gene: dmt
Product: dalmatian
Exons: 3
Coding region: 215-2899 (894 amino acids)
Source: RefSeq, a predicted model, not a curated record
AAGCAGCUUGUCAAAUGCAAAAAACGAGCGAAAGUUUAGAAAACAAAGUUUAGAUUAACUUCAGCUUGAAAUAAAACUUUAAUUUUGAGUUUACCUUUCACAUUAUCCAAGAAUUUUAAGAAGUGUAGAGUAAAAUCAUGUAAGCCAAAUUCGUUGCUGAUUUACUUGUCUGCGUUUGUGAAUUAGUGCUUGUGUCAACUGUUUGUUGUACAUCAUGCCGCCAAAAUCUAAAAGAAUCAAAAACAUUACAACAUCGAAAGAAAACACGUUCGUUGCAACUAAGGGAAUUCCAAAAAGUGUUGUUAAAAAUACUAAGGCCCCCAGAAAAGCUUUAGCUGAUAAAACCAAUUCGGCAUCAGACGAUAAUGAUCCCUUGACUUCUCCUAAAAUGGGGAUACAAACAAGAAAAAUGAAAUCAAAAAAAGUAAAUACUGUUGAUGUCAAAGAAACUGAAAAAGAUCAGCCGAAGCGAAAUCAAAAGGUGCCAGACAUCUCAAGUGACAAUCAAGUUUUAAACUUUAAAAGUAAUAAACUACCAACCAAACCAGAAAUUCAAACGAUACUACAAAAGCAACCAGUAAUUAUUAUUGAACCAAUACAACAAGUAUGUGAGGAAGUUGUUGAGAAACGUAUUGCUGACAGUCGUCCUAAAAGGAUAUGUCGUCUUCCAUCUAAAUUUGAAAAUCAUUUUAUAAGUCCAAGUAAAUGUAUUCCAGUUCAACCAAUACAGGCAAGUACACCAAUAGUGCAAAGCAAAGAUAAAGAAGUAUCUGCUAAAAUUGAUAAUAAAAUUAUUAAAAGAGGUACUAAUAAAAACCAGAGUAUAACAACAGAAAGCUCAAAAGGUAGUAGUAGUAUUGAAGAUAGUAGCAGCAGUUAUAAUUCAUCAAUGGAAAAACCAAAAAGAAACAUGAGAUCCACAAAACGCAAACUAAUUAAGCCUGUACAGGAAAAACAAAAAGCUGGCAAGAAAAUCACUAAUACAAAGAAAAAACAAGCUGAUACCAAUAAUAACGCAAAAGAUACGAACCCAAAACAAAGUUUAUGCACUACAUCACCUUGUAAAGAUGUAAAUAUAAUAACUAAGAAUAGAAUUAUAAAGAAAGAUUACUCCUUCAGACUAUUUGAUGAGAAAAAAGAUGCCAAGAAAAGAAGUGCCAAUAAUCUUGAUGUGUAUGAAUUCACUUACGAUCCUGCCCAGGAGCCGCCACCACAAAAGAAAAAACGCAAAAGAAUUAUUAGGAACAAAGAAGAUAAACCUAAACCUGGUUUUAAAAGCAACUACGAUAAGAAUGUUGCAAAAUCAUUAGCAGAUUUAAAAAAUAAACUAUCUAAAAAAACUUAUGCUAAACAGCAAAUUGAAACACCACUACCAUCUCAAAACAAACAAACACCUAAUGUUGAUAAAAAAAUCGAAAAUGUACCUCAAAGUACAAAUAAUGCAGUAACUGAAAAUGUACUUCAAAAUACAAAUAAUACUUUAACUAAAAAUGUAACUCAUACAGGAGAAAAUGGGUUACAACCAAAUUUCAACUCUUUCAACGUAGAAGACAUAGUUCUAAAUGAUGUAUCAGUUGCUAAUGAUUAUAAUGAUUUAAAUUAUUCCCCCGUAAAUACCCCUGACCAUGCAAGACAAGCAUCUCAACCUCGAGACAUAUGCACAACGGAAAGAGUUCCAAAUAACGAUCCUUUAAAUAUACAAGAGGAUAUAAGUUUCUUUGAUGAUAUUCCAGUAGCCAGUAGUAGUAUGAAUGUGUCUACAAGAAACCCAUCAGCCACUCCCUGGAGAGCAGAAUAUGAACAAUUACCAAUAAAAUGGCAAGUAAAUACGUAUGUUAAACCAAAUAUGACACCAGCUUUUGAAUGUUCAUUUAUAAAUUUUAAUGAUAAGAAAAAACAUGUCUAUACAAAUAUGGUAUCAGAAGAUCCUGAACCAUUACCAGAAAUAAUUGAAACGGAAACAUCAUCUAAGUUAAAACAAACAAGUAUAAUUUCAUUCUUCAAAGAAGUUGUAGAUAAACAAACAAGAAAGAAAUUAAAAACGAAAACAACUCCAGUUAAAGAUCCGGGAAAUCAUAAUUUUGACACAGACACAUUACCUAUGGAAGAACCGAUUUUGUCUAAUUCUGUACAAAAAACACCACAGAAAAAGUCAUCUAAAAAAAGUACUGAUUUAUCAGAUAAAGAAAAUUCAACAGAACUUAUACAAAACUCACCAAUGAAAUCUCAUACAAAAAAAUCUCGUAAAAAUGAAUUGGACAAAGAUGUAACAUUCUUUGGAUUUGAUGAAAGUUUGGAACAAGAGAAUGUUUCACCAGUCAAGAAAGAUAAAGGUAGAAUAAAUGCAUUAAGACCUAGAUCCAGAGCAAUAUUACAAGAAUUUAACGUACAAAAGGGCCCAAUAAGAAUGCCUUUGGGGGCAAGGAAUAAAAAAGAUAGAAAUGCAAUAAAUAAAGUUUUUAAUGAAGAUAUAGAACAGAAUCUUUUCCAAGAAAAAGCUAAGGAAAUUACAGAAGAAACAAAUAAUACAGUAGAACAAAUUAAUAUAAGUCCAGAAGAUUCCCAGUCUGUGCAUUUAUUUGAAGAUCUUGAAGUUGUACAUUCCAAGCCACCAAGAAAGAGUUAUGGUAAAGCUAAGAAAGUUGCAUUCCGACAUCAUUCUGAAUCCAGUGACACACAGGAGGAGAUCCAAGGUCGCCAAGGAGGGUCCAGCGGAGAGGAAGACAACCUAGAUGAUCUUACUUUUGAAAUACCAACUGCACAAACUAAAAGAUUGAAGAAAAAGAAAAAGACAGCCAAACAGCGUUCAAAGAAAGAGGAUAAAGAAGCAGAAGAAUGGGCGGCUGGUUUCAAUUCAAUGUGCGAAGAUAUUGAUCAUUUUGAUUUAAUUGUGGAAUAAUUAUAAUGGACGCCAUUUUCAAGGUAAAAUUAAAGUUUAAUCUGCGUUUCCAUUGGCAUAAAACAUGUAAAAGGUUUUUCAAAGAGAACAUUUUAUGAAGAAUUUCAUACAGCGUUUGGAAUGUUCUCGAAGGACAACUUGUAAUUGUUAAAUACAUUUGAUGUUAGUAUAGGAUAUACAUAUUAUUUUUAUUU